Molecule: messenger RNA, 618 nt
Organism: Exophiala spinifera
Lineage: Eukaryota; Fungi; Ascomycota; Eurotiomycetes; Chaetothyriales; Herpotrichiellaceae
Exons: 4
Coding region: 1-618 (205 amino acids)
Biological process (GO): cellular response to oxidative stress
Source: RefSeq, a predicted model, not a curated record
AUGGGAGCCGCAGACAACUUCCUUGAGCUCACCAAGGCUCGCAGGUCGAUCUAUGCCUUAGCCAGGGAAAGUACCAUCCCAGACUCGAGAGUCGAAGAGAUCGUCAAGCAUGCUGUGACCUGGGCUCCCUCUACAUACAACGUCCAGUCUGCUCGUGCAGUGGUGCUCUUUGGUGCCGAACACGAGAAAUUGUGGGCAAUUGUCAAGAAGCACAUGGACCAAGUUCCCAUGGAUGAAGGGGUCAAGGGAUAUUUGGCCGGUCGCAUCAACGGCUUUAACAGCAGUUACGGCACUGUGAUGUGGUUUGAGGACCAGGCUGCUCUCGAUGCCCUGGGCGAGAAGAACGCGAUGGUCGUGCCUCUGUUGACUGAAUUCUCUGAUCAUUCAAGUGGUAUGCAUCAAUUCAUCGCCUGGACCGCUCUCGAAGCCGAGGGUCUUGGAUGCAAUCUUCAGCACUUCAACUUUCACCCCGGCAUCGUCGCCGAUGUAAAAUCAACCUGGGAUCUUCCUGAAACCUGGAAGCUCAAGGCUCAGUUGGUAUUUGGCAAGCCGUCGGCAGGCCCCCAUGACAAGACCUUUGAGCCGAUCGAGAAGAGAGUGCUGGUAAAGAAGGCGUAA